AAAAAAAAUUAACCCUCAGCCUCAGAAUUCAGAGUCUCCAAGCGCCCCUUUGACCGCCGCCGCUAAGCCGAGCCGAGCAGCCAUGGACGGAUCUGCCGCCGCGCCGCUGCGCACGCGCGUCUGCAUCAUCGGCAGCGGCCCCGCCGCGCACACGGCGGCCAUCUACGCCGCCCGUGCGGAGCUCAAGCCCGUGCUCUUUGAGGGCUGGAUGGCCAACGACAUCGCCGCGGGCGGGCAGCUCACCACCACCACCGACGUCGAGAACUUCCCGGGCUUCCCUGACGGCAUCAUGGGCGCCGACCUCAUGGACCGCUGCCGCGCGCAGUCCCUCCGCUUCGGGACCAAUAUCCUCUCCGAGACCGUCACCGCCGUCGACUUCUCCGCGCGCCCCUUCCGCAUCGCCUCCGACUCCACCACGGUCCUCGCCGACGCCGUCGUCAUCGCCACCGGCGCCGUCGCGCGCCGCCUCCACUUCGCCGGCUCUGACGCCUACUGGAACCGGGGCAUCUCCGCCUGCGCCGUCUGCGACGGCGCUGCCCCCAUCUUCCGGAACAAGCCCAUUGCCGUCAUAGGCGGCGGCGACUCCGCCAUGGAGGAGGCCAACUUCCUCACGAAGUACGGCUCCCACGUCUACAUCAUCCACCGCCGGAACACCUUCCGCGCCUCCAAGAUCAUGCAGGCAAGGGCGCUUGACAACCCUAAAAUCCAGGUCGUAUGGGAUUCUGAGGUCGUCGAGGCAUACGGCGGCGCGGGCGGCGGUCCAUUGGCUGGCGUCAAGGUCAAGAACGUGGUGACCGGUGAGGUCUCGGAUCUUCGGGUGGCCGGCCUCUUCUUCGCCAUCGGGCACGAGCCGGCGACCAAGUUCCUUGGUGGGCAGCUCGAACUCGAUUCUGAUGGAUAUGUGGCAACCAAGCCGGGCUCCACGCACACCAGUGUGAAGGGGGUCUUCGCUGCUGGGGACGUGCAGGAUAAGAAAUAUCGCCAGGCCAUUACUGCCGCUGGAUCAGGGUGCAUGGCCGCUUUGGACGCUGAGCACUACCUACAGGAGGUCGGUGCGCAGGAGGGCAAGUCAGAUUGACUGUAUUUGGAUGUAGCAACCACCACCCCGUCGAGAAGCCAGAUACCGGUGCUGAAAGCUAAACUCUGAUGAGCGUUGUGCCAUGGGUUGUCCUGAUUGCAAAACUUGGAUGUUUCUACUGCUCUUUUUUUUUUUUUGUAGCGCACUAUUCUUCUCAUUAGAAAUCAGAAGUGUGAACUCUGAGCUUCUAUUGAUGUACUGGAAGUCGAUUGGUAUUUAUUACGUUGAACUUGUAUUGUUUUUGAUA
Messenger RNA from Phragmites australis (common reed), 1325 nucleotides. Its product is annotated as thioredoxin reductase NTRB. Bases 83 to 1078 code for a protein of 331 amino acids. The record is from RefSeq and is a predicted model, not a curated record. Lineage: Eukaryota; Viridiplantae; Streptophyta; Magnoliopsida; Poales; Poaceae. Gene Ontology annotation, cellular component: cytoplasm. The transcript has 2 exons. Gene Ontology annotation, molecular function: thioredoxin-disulfide reductase (NADPH) activity. Gene Ontology annotation, biological process: removal of superoxide radicals.